GACUAUUUUCUUUAAGGAUUGGCAGAUGAAAAAGUUAAUGAAAACCAACUAGUCAAGUAUCAGUCUACACGACACGAUGUUAUGAUUGGUUCUGUUGUCUACACCACAAACACGAUGUUAUGAUUGGUUUAGUUGGCCGGACCGUGUGAACACUGCUCGAAUAGUCGAGGAUUGUCUCCCCCCCCCCCCACCUCCCAUUCGGCCAGGCGAGGACAGUCACCCCUACAGUACAGCACCGCGAAUAAGUUGUUGUGUCGGCUGUCAUUUCUCUCUGGACUUUCUGACGUGCAACUGUGGAUUGGACUUAUCACUAAACUCUGGUUAGUUUAUCAGCUACCCUAAGGAAAUGAACGUGCUGCCUUUGAAAAUGUUGGAGCUGAUGAUUGCCCUGGUGACCCUCCUGCCCCUGACGUCUGCACGGCUCGACUCUCUGAAGACUGUGGACGACUAUCUGAACAUCUGUCUGGACGGCAGGAAUCACAAGUCUGCACCUGGGCCGGAGAAUGAGCUGCUCACACAGUACUGUAAGCCCUGGGCCAAGAGAUCUUGCUGUUCCUCCAAAGUUGUCAAGGACAUUGAUACAAGCAGCAGCUGGUUGAACUUUAACUGGGAUCACUGUCAGCAGCUGAGCCCCCAGUGUAGAGAGCAGUUCCUCAUGGACCUGUGUUUCUACGAGUGUUCCCCUAAUGUGGGCCCAUGGCUGCAGCAGGAUACUAGAAAGAUUCGUAAAGAAAGAUUUCGUGAUGUUCCUCUGUGCCAGCCAGUGUGUGACAGGUGGUGGGACGCCUGCAACAACGACUUCACCUGCACAGACAACUGGGCAGCUGGGUUUAAUUGGUCCACAGGCAUCAAUACAUGUCCAGAAGGAAACAAAUGCCGUCCAUUCCACCAGGUUUAUUCUGGUGCCAACAACUUCUGUGAGACGGUGAUGGGAAACUCAUUUAAAGUAGUUCCUGAAACUGAAGACUGCUUCUAUACCUGGUUCAGCCCCAAUGAACCCAACCCCAAUGAACCAGUGGCGAGAAAAAAGGCAGCCCAACUACUUGGCAUUGGAUAUUCAGAAAAUUCAUCAGAAGUGAAUGCAGUUUCCUGGCAAAGUUUUGUGUUUCUGAUCUUGGGUGCAGUGAUCUUUUGUUGACUUUGACUUGUUUGUUGAAAUGUUUUUUUUUUUAAACUUUGGGCUGUUAUUUUACAUUGUUGAUAUUGAGCAUAUCACUACUUUUUGUUUCCUUGUUCAUUAUAUGUUCGUGGCUAGAUGUUAUUUGGUGUCAUUUUAGUGUCCAUGACCAUCUUUAAACAGAAUUUGUAAUUUAUUAGCACUAUUUACAGAAUAUCAUAGAAUUCUGUCAUUUCAUAGCACUUCAGAAUUUCAUUGAUUUUGUGGAAGUUUAAUAACACUAGGUUGUGUAGAUUUCUUUUCUGAUUGUCAUUAAGGUAAUUAACCAAGUAUUUACUGGUUACUGUUUAAAUUUUAAAUAUAUUUAGCACGUGCAUUAUAUUGAUCAGGGAGUCUCAAUGAUCUCAGUUUGAGGACAUUGUACUUUCCACGGACAGGUUUUGAUAGACUUUACAUUCUAAUUAGUUUUGAGAUGAAUCUCUUCUAUAUAUAUUUACAUGAAAAGUGUAACAAGGAUGGGAAAAUCGGCUGUUGAUGGAAGUUUGCCUGCUGAUAGUAUCAGAUUGACAAUUUGGUGUUUUGAAGUUUUCAUAGCUUUAAAUGUUGAACUUGUCCAAUUUGCUUCCUGGAUACGUUUUACCAUGUUAAAUUUGUUUUACUAGCAGCUUGUUUCAGAAUUUUUUGCUCAUGUUGGCAUUUUUUCUGUACCUCAAUAGCUAUUUAUAGCCUUUCAAUACUAUAAUAUACUAGAUUUAAAAGCAGGCUUAUUAUGAACAGGAUCUCUCUCUAUAUAUAUAUAUCGUUCAGGGGACAUAACCUAUUGCAAAUGUACUGGGGUGAGCACUAACAAUUUCUUCACUGUCACCUCAUUCUUUAUUUUUGGGAACAGUUUUCAGUUUUUAAACUGAAGUUUGAGCAGGUGCAGUAUUUAAUUACAUUAAUUAACAGUAUUUGAUUAAGCCCUGCUGUAGCAUGUUGACGUUUAACUGUUACAUAAUCAAAAGAUAUCAAUUUAUAGUGUCCUGCAUUUUUGUCAAAGCUCUUGUUAAGUCCAACUUAACAGUGAUUCCCACUUUAGCUAUUUAAGACUUAUAAGGAUGACAGUUUAAACAUUGCCUUCUGCCCUUUUAAACUGAACUUUUACUCACAAUGUUCAUUUUGACAAAUACAUUUAGCACUUGUCUACUUUCCUGUAAUGUAUGAACUUUGCUUGUCAUAAUAGGUUACACUGUGUGGUAUUUAAAUAAGUUAAUUAAAAAUA
Molecule: messenger RNA, 2378 nt
Organism: Physella acuta
Lineage: Eukaryota; Metazoa; Mollusca; Gastropoda; Physidae
Product: folate receptor gamma
Cellular component (GO): external side of plasma membrane
Molecular function (GO): signaling receptor activity
Source: RefSeq, a predicted model, not a curated record